Messenger RNA from Neospora caninum, 2745 nucleotides. RefSeq lists its product as hypothetical. Gene Ontology annotation, molecular function: RNA binding; pseudouridine synthase activity. Gene Ontology annotation, biological process: pseudouridine synthesis. The transcript has 10 exons. The coding region runs from base 1 to 2745 and encodes 914 amino acids. NCBI's taxonomy places the organism in Eukaryota, Apicomplexa, Conoidasida, Eucoccidiorida, Sarcocystidae. The record is from RefSeq and is a predicted model, not a curated record.
AUGUCCAAGGCUGAAUGCUCAACAGGCACGCUCGAAGCAGAGGCUUCUUGCCAUGGGUAUCUUGAACACGUUGGAAAUGAGGAUGCACUUGCUUCAUGCAAGUCGGAAAUUGCAGGCAGCUCCGCAGCAUGUGUCCCCGUCCCUGAAAAUUUCAAGGCGGUCCCUGACCCCUCCUAUAUAACCGUUAAAGUGGUGCCACCCUACUGGCAUACAUUUGAGACAGAUGUAAAGCUGCGCUGGCGAGACAAAGAGAUUCUUGCAGUUGUAACCAGGGAAUUUCGGUCGCGGCCAGAAUCGUACUAUCAGCGUGCGAUUGAGAGCGGGAAGUUCAUCCUGGUUAACAAUCAGGCAUGCAAGUGCGACACAGUUCUUCGCAACGGAGAUCACCUCACUCACAGAACCCUGGAAAUUGAGUUCGCUAUCCCCUGGACCACUCCCGUCCACGUUCUAUACGAGGACGAUGGGCUCGUAGCAGCCUUCAAGCCUGCUGGCAUGCCAGUGCAUCCGCAGGGACGUUACACUCAGGGGUCACUUACUGGCGUCCUGAAGCGGUUCCAUCUGCGUCAGCUUAUGUCCGCAUACCUGCAUCCCGUCAAUCGGCUUGAUCGAGUCACUGCAGGGGUUGUCAUCCUGGCCAAAAAUUCGAUCCAGGCGAGAACUCUGACAACAGCCAUCGGUUCCGCUUUGAAGCUUUACAUCGCCCGGGUGGAGGGCAACUUCAGCAAUAUCGUAGAGAAAAUCGCAACCGCUUCCCGUGAGGCUCGGGUCGGCGAAACGCGCAGUGAUUGGAAAUCUGUGGGAGAACGGUUCGCCGAUACUGUGGCGGAAGAGGAUCCGCUGGAAGCAGAAGAAGCCCGACGGUGUGGCGCCGUUCGCCUGUAUACUCAUGGACCUUCCACCGUCCGGUCACAGGACGCAACCGAAACGUCAGCAAAGCGUUACCGGCUCUCUGCGAACUCUCGUGAUGCCAGUAAUCAGGAUGUUGACAGCAACAAUUGUUGGGUUUAUCUAAAGCCCACGCAUAUAGUGCACAACGACGGGAGCGAAAGAGCUCACAGAGACAUAGUCCUGUCCACCUCCAGUGGUGGCAACGAUGGGAUACCAGGUCAGAACAAUUGUCUACAAUCGAACGGGCCCGCGCACAGCAACAAGCAAGAAGGGCCUUUGCCUAUCGUCGAGGAAAGGCGAAGAAGGAAAGAGGAAAAACGCCGCUGGAAGGCAGAAAAGAAGCAACAACGUGUAGCUGUGCAAGAACAGCGCCAACGUGAACAUGACGCAAGGAUAUCGAGACAGAACGCAGGAGACGAGGAUCUCUCGAUAGAGGACGCUACACGUAGGGGUAUCGUUUCCCUGAUGACAGCGUCGACUCCACCCAGAUGCAGACCCCGUGACACUGCAGUGGCGGCGACUGCAUUCUUAGGGGAGAGUGCAGAUGCCCCCUGUUCAUCGUUAGUUGCCACGCUGACUGAGCGCCAAACUCGGAACAGCAUGCACAGCACACGACCCGAAUCAAUGUCUGACCACAAGCACCCCGAGUCGCGGGCGCGUUCUCCUGAACUUCAAGAUGGCGGCGUGUACAUCAAAGUAUCUGCACGACUGCUGGUGUCAAGCUGCCUAGUUGGGAGGCAGUUGGCAGUGGGAUGGAACGAGGAGUAUGGGAAAGAAGCAGAGACGGUUUUCAAGUUACUGCAUUACGACGAGAACAGCGAUACUUCUCUUGUCGCCUGCAUCCCGCUUACCGGCCGGACCCACCAGAUUCGCAAGCACUUGCAAAUCCUCGGGACCUCUAUUGUCGGGGAUGCGCUGUAUCCGACCAAAAGUACAACGAGACGGCCACACACCUCGACGCCGUCAUCAGGUGAAUCCGGAACAUCACCAACCAGCAACACCUCUGAAGCCUCAGGACACCCGCCAGACACGAUUUCCGUGGCGCGUCAUUUCCCGUUUACUUUGUCUCCCACGGCACCUCUUGGCCACAUCACCGAGGAGCUGGUCCGUUACCGUCUCGUCGGCUUGUCUUACUGUGUUUUGCUUGUUUUAGGCAUAUCGGUGUCCUUCAGCGUGGAUGAGCUUCGAGCGGCCAAUCGUGCGACGCUCCAUUGCCGUUGUUCCCGGUGCAAUGCCUUCACUGAACAACCAGAUGCUGCCUCUGACGGACUUGAUGACCCUCAAAAGUGUGACUGCCGCUUCGUUGAAGCGCUUCGGGAGAUGGUGGGACUUUCGGAUGUCGUAGUGUCGCCUGAUAGUGAAAGGGCAGAUGUGGCAUACGUUAUUGAGGAGCCAUGCCGCAUUGAUCUAAUGUCAUUUGCUUACGUCUUCGACACAUCCUGCAGGCAGCCAAACAAGAUCCCUGCAGCUGGAUCACAGGAGCGGGACGUAUCGCAAGAGCUAAAUCCGUGGGAUCCUAAUAUGACAGUUGCAGCGGCAGAGCGUCCAACGUCUGAAUCGGUUACCAGCAUGCACAGUGCAUGUGAGACAGUUGGGGUUGGAAGACAAACUCUUCUUGGAGCUGGAGGCGACCGUCGGAGCACUCAAGGUCAUGCACAGCCAGAGGCGAAGAACUAUACCCGGACGGGCAGAAUUUUGAAGGAUGGUUCUGUGGAUGACGCAAGCUGCAGUCGCGCUCCAUUUGUGAUUGGUUGCUCGUCUGCCGUGAUGCCUGACUGGACUCAUCCGGUGAAGGCCGAGGAACUCCGCUCACUUCUUGACCAUUUGUAUUUGUUGCAUAGACAGCAGAUGCUCUGA